AUGAGUUCCAUUGAGGUGAAUGAUGAGAAUCGAGGGGUCUGCCCUGGAGGAAAACACAACAGCUCAAUCACUGACAUAUUUGACCUGGAUCAACCGACCGGGACGCCGUCCAUCCUGCGUCAGUCAGAGACCUUGCCCAGCAAGACUGUGCCGAAGGGGAUGAAGGUUUGUUUUCAGACCCCAAGAAGAGAACCUAUGAACAAGAGAAUUGUCCAAUCUCAGAGCAAGACUGCGAAGAUGACCAGUGUGGACGAGUGCACAAAGGCAAUGGAGACUUUAAAUAUAGAUAAAAUUAAUCCUUUCCCACAAGAGGUCCUUGAGAAGCCAAAUGAGCCCGAACCAGAAGUGUCGUCUUAUCCUGAUGACGAAAUGCCAAUACAGAGCAAGGGUGGUUAUCAGCUGGAUUUUGACAACCUGGAAGCCAUGAAUCCAUUUGAGGGAACCACUAAGAUGGUUCGCUCUCCAAGUGCUUUGCAAGAUAAAAAACAAGACCUCUUUAUGGCAGAAAAAGAGGCGACAAAAGCGCCACGGAACUGUGAUUUCAAACUGUUUGAUCCUAGAGCACCAGCGACACCAAUCUUCUAGAGCCUCGUCCCAUCCUACCCACAGCAGGCAAACCCGGACGAGUCCAUUAUCGACGUGCUGAAGUACAGUCAGAAAGACAUGGAUGCAGCCAACGCCAAAGUCCAGGCGGAGUGAAAAGAGAAGGGGCAGCAAUGGAGUGAAAAACAUAAAAAAGAAGUUGAUGAUGGUCAAGAACUUUGGAAAAUAAUCGCAGAAUUUGAGCUCAUGAUUGCAAAAGUUAUGGCAAGAAUGUAUGCCGAUCAAGAGAGGGAGAGAGAGGUGGCCCAGGCGAAGCUGAAUGAGGCUCUGUUGGAGAACGAGCUGAUGUCCAGCCACCUGAAUGGGAUGGAGGGAUUGUUGUCUGUGCUUUUCCAGCGACUGGAGAAGUACAAGGACGUUCUCGAGGGCUACAUAAAGAAUGAAGAGACUCUGAAAGCCUGUGCACAGGACUACCUGGUGAGGAUCAAAAAGGAGAAGAAGCGCUACCAGACGCUUAAAGCUCACGCUAAGGAGAAGAUUGGCCUUGCAAAUGCUGAAAUCAAUGAGGUGCGCUCAAAGUUCAAGUCCGAGGUGUCGGCUCUACAGGCUCAGCUGCGGCGGGAGCAGCUGAAGGUUCAUUCGUUGGAGAAGAGCCUCGACCAGAAGGAGAAGGAGGCUGAAGAGCUGACCAAACUUUGUGAUGAACUUAUCACCAAAGUUCAGAAGGGUUGA
Molecule: messenger RNA, 1275 nt
Organism: Pleuronectes platessa (European plaice)
Lineage: Eukaryota; Metazoa; Chordata; Actinopteri; Pleuronectiformes; Pleuronectidae
Product: transforming acidic coiled-coil-containing protein 3-like
Exons: 13
Biological process (GO): cell population proliferation; cerebral cortex development; mitotic spindle organization
Cellular component (GO): cytoplasm
Source: RefSeq, a predicted model, not a curated record